GCUCAGGACACGUUGGGCACAGGUGCGCGCUGCCUGCGACGCGCAGUCCUCCUUGGAUUUGGACGCAGCCAGCGUCCCCCCUGCGCGGCCUGUCAGAUUAUGCGGUCAGAAUCGACGGUAAUCUGUGGGCGCAGCAUGUAUUCGGGCUGUUUUGUUUGAGCGUUUUUGGACAGGACAAAAGUUAUUUCUCCCCCCUCCCCUACCCCGAACUAUGGUUUACCCCGGAUUUCUAAUUACCUGGCGAGAAAGUUUUUGAAUUUCUGGAUGAAUCAGAGGAAGUAGCGGAUGAUGAGAGUCGGAAGUAAAUUUCAGGAGGCUUUCAGCAGAUUGAGGAGGGCCUUUCUAAACACACAGCUAAUGACGACAGCAAGAGGAGUGUGACGACAGACAUGGACGCCAACGGACCUGCACUCAAUCGCAGCCAGUCUCUGGCGAGCGGUCUGGAGAAGACGUCGACGUCGUGGAACAAGCCCGCCCUCUCUCAGAGCAGCAGCACCUUGUCAUCUCGUCACUCCAGACAGGUCAUCAAAGACUGGGAAGUAAUUGAUGACCUUCAGGUAGAAAUGCAAGCAGGAAGUGAGAGUCCCCAGGAAAUGACCGCUCCAGGAAUCUGUGAGGGGUAUCUUCUCAAGAGGAGGAAGUGGCCUCUUAAAGGCUGGCACAAGCGAUACUUUGUUCUGGAAGCAGGGGUCUUACGCUACUCCAAAAACCAACAAGAUGUCUCCAGGGGUCGAGUCCAGGGUUCACUGGAUGUUAGUCUUGCUGUCUUGACAAUAAACAAAAAAUCAAAUCGGAUCGACUUGGAUAAUGGGGACAUCCUCUAUCAUAUUAAGGCAACGAGCCACGAUCUCUUCUACAUUUGGGUGACGAAGCUGCAAGCACACCGCCUGUACAAAAAGAACGAGACAACCCACGCUCACAGCGGCCCACUGCAGCCGCCGUCCAACACAACUCCGACAGGACAAGCUCACAGAAACGGAGAUGUGAGUUUGGCAGGAGUGAAAAGUUCGGCAGGAGUGUCAGGGGUCUUACCCUCGGCCAACACUGCUGUGAACACCAAGGUGUCUGCCUGGCUGAAGCAAAGCCAAAAUCCAGACACAUGUGCUCAAGAGUUAAAUCGCUGUAGUUUGGACCUGUCGGAGCUAACCCGUUUAGUUCAGAGGCUUCAGGCGAUGGAGGCGGGCCAGACCUUCACCAAUGGAGACCUGCAGCGCAUUAUCAGCAUACAGAAUUUGUCACUUGAGAAGCCAAAGAGGACAAAGUCCGGAAAAAUUUGGGGUCAUUCUCGCACACUAUCCAGAGUAGAGGCCCUGGGAAUGGUAAGAAUGCCUAUUCGGGGGAUUUCCAAAUCGCUGUCCUCCAGUCACCUGAGCAGCUCGUCCCACCUCGGUGCGUCAGUGCCCUCUAUCCCCGACUACGUCUACUCCCAGCUGUCACCUCCCACUGUUUUAUCGCCCGAGGGCAAGAAAAUCCAGCAGGACAUCUGCGCCAUGUCAACACGAGUGCUUUCUUCUCUGAAGUCGGUGCAUGAAACUCUGUCCCUGGAGAGGCAAAAGUUGCAGGAAGCUUGGGAAGCCAACAACCUCCAUCAGUCUAACACGUUAGCUGUGCCUGCGCCAACGCAUAGGCCUCCGUCAGUGACAGAUUCAACGGCAGAGUAUUUUGAUGCCAGCGACGAUGUCCUUUGUGGUAGUUCCUCUGAGGUGUCUGAUGAAUCCGGGCUUAGUGACGGAAGCACCAGUAAUUCAGAACCUGAAGAGGGACAUGCUUCAACAACCAGGAAGUACCGUGCAAGCAUAUCCAGGACCCCAAACAAUGCUGUUCCCAAGAGCACUGGCCGUCGAACCACCCUACCAGCUCACUGUCCUGACAACAGCCACGUUGGCCUCAUGGCUAUUCUCUACAACAACAUAGGUAAAGAUUUGGCUCGUGUGUCCAUGCCAGCUGCUCUCAAUGAGCCAAUUAACCUGCUGCAGAGACUGUGUGAAGAGCUGGAGUACAGCGAGCUGCUGGAAACGGCCAGCAACACGCCAGACCCAUACCAGAGGAUGGUUUACAUUGCUGCCUUUGCUAUUUCUGGUUAUUCCACUGCAACGUUCAGAAACCGCUAUAAGCCGUUUAAUCCGGUGCUGGGGGAAACCUUUGAGUGUAUCAGAGAGGAUCGAGGUUUCCGCUUCAUCAGUGAACAGGUCUGCCACCAUCCGCCCAUCUCAGCCUGCCAUGCUGAGUCAGAAAACUUCACAUUUUGGCAAGACCAGCGAUGGAAAAAUAAAUUCUGGGGGAAGUCACUUGAGAUUGUGCCAACAGGAAUGGUCAAUGUAACUUUGCCAAGGUAUGGGGAUCACUACGAGUGGAACAAAGUAGUGACGUGCAUCCACAAUGUAUUAAGCCAGCAGAGGUAUCUGGAACAUUAUGGAGAGGUGACCAUCCAAAACCUGACCAACAACACCUGCACCUGCAAGAUUACCUUUGUCAAGUCUCGUUACUGGGGUUCAGACUCAAACAGGAACGAAGUGCAGGGAACAGUGAUCGACCAAAGCGGCAAUGUCAUUCACCGGUUUGGUGGACUUUGGCACGAAGGAAUCUUCUGCGAUACACUGCCGACUCCAAAAUGCAUCUGGAAACCAAAUCCUCAGCCAAAGGAUUACGUGCUGUAUUACGGGUUCUCUUCCUUUGCUAUGGAGCUGAAUGAACUCGCGCCAAACCUGAAGCCUCUACUUCCUCCUACCGACACCCGCCUGCGCCCAGAUCAAAGAAUGCUGGAGGAGGGGAAAGUUGCUGAGGCCGACAAGAAGAAAGACGAUAUUGAAGAAAUUCAAAGAGAACGGAGAAAACAGCUCGCCAAGAGGGGUGAAGAGCAUGUCCCUCGUUUUUUCAGGAAAGCCAAGGAUUCAUGCGGACGGGAUGUGUGGCUGACCAAUGGGACUUACUGGGAGCUCAGGGAGGACCCAGGUUUUUCUAACCUUGAAAACAUUACUCUGUGGUAAUGAAAGGAGAUCACAGCAACAUGCACACGGCGUAUGAUGACGUCGAACAGCAUACAUGACCCGCUUUGAUGGAGCGAAGACGGUGCUGUUUCUGUUCUCUCAUGACUGGUUUCAUGAGGAACACAAUUAUACACAACUGGUGGAAAAAAACAGAUAUUACUUUCACUUUUAUUAACUCAUUUUAUCAUAAGUGGUAGAAUAUGUCAACACUAUACAUGCACAAUUGCAGGAUUUUUAAAGUUUUCUUUUAUUAGUGAGCUCCUGAACCUAUCAGGGCAUCAUGUGUAAUGCUGGAUUAAUGUACUGGAAUCCAUUUUACAGUCAAGGUAAAGACCAACUAAUAUUACUGCCAUGUACAGGUAGAUGUGAUAAUACUGCCACCAUCUAUUCAGCUGCAUCUCUGCCCUCUGUGAGCUCACACGCUGUUUUUGCUGCCUCAGAGUGGCCAAGUAAGGUGUUACAGGUUUGUAGCAGACGCUCCAUCAUAAAUCAUGUUCCGCAUGUUAAUGGUGAAUGAUGGCUUCUGUGCGUCUUAAUGUAGACCCAUUUUUGUUAAAUCAGUCUAUGUCCGAAUGUUGGACCUCAGGUGUAACUCACUUUUGAUUAAGCUCUUUGCUGAAUGAAACAAUGCAAUGUAAAAUUUAACCUCGGAGUCAUCUUUCUUGCACAAGUUAUUUAUCAUUGUUGCUGGUUACCUAAAAUAAGUUGUUUACUAAUAAAGUUAAUGAUGAUAUAUCCAA
Molecule: messenger RNA, 3727 nt
Organism: Fundulus heteroclitus (mummichog)
Lineage: Eukaryota; Metazoa; Chordata; Actinopteri; Cyprinodontiformes; Fundulidae
Gene: osbpl7
Product: oxysterol binding protein-like 7
Exons: 23
Coding region: 390-2987 (865 amino acids)
Cellular component (GO): plasma membrane; perinuclear endoplasmic reticulum; cytosol
Molecular function (GO): cholesterol binding
Source: RefSeq, a predicted model, not a curated record